Cydia amplana is the source of this 2391-nucleotide messenger RNA. Its product is annotated as ribosomal protein S6 kinase alpha-4-like. The record is from RefSeq and is a predicted model, not a curated record. The transcript is spliced from 14 exons. Gene Ontology annotation, biological process: protein phosphorylation. Bases 1 to 2361 code for a protein of 786 amino acids. Lineage: Eukaryota; Metazoa; Arthropoda; Insecta; Lepidoptera; Tortricidae. Gene Ontology annotation, molecular function: ATP binding; protein serine/threonine kinase activity.
AUGGAAGGCGAAAAAAACACGCAACAGGAAAUCACCAAACGCAUAGUGCGGUGUAGCUACCCCGUGCCCACGGAAUUUUGUCGGUGGUCGGACCCACGUAAGGUACUCCUCGUGGGGGCUUCACCGUUCACAGUGGAAGGCGAGAAAAACACGCAACAGGAAAUCACCAAACGCAUAGUGCGGUGUAGCUACCCCGUGCCCACGGAAGUCAGUCCCGAAGUCCAGGACUUUAUUAAAAAAUUGCUAGUGAAAGACCCGCGGCGGCGCCUCGGAGGCGGAGAUGGCGAUGCCGACGAACUGAAGAGACAUCCAUUUUUCCAGAACCUCGACUGGGACGCCGUAGCGCGCCGCGAUAUCCCCGCGCCGUUCGUGCCCGCGCUCGAGCACGCCGCGGACACGCGCAACUUCGCGGACGAGUUCACGCGCAUGCCGCCCACCGACUCGCCCGCGCAGGCGCCCAAACACAGCGACAAGCUGUUCCUCGGAUAUUCGUACGUGGCUCCAAGUAUCCUGUUCUCUGAAAACGUGAUAUCAGACCAGAUAUGGAUGCAGGCUACGGGACAGAGGCACGACAAACUCAAAGGAUGGGUUGCCAAGGACUCUCCGUUCUUCAAGAAAUACGCCGUGGACCUAAGCACGCCGUUGCUAGGCGACGGGACCUAUUCCGUCUGCAGGAAAUGUAUACACCGGGACACCGGAAAAGAAUAUGCUGUCAAGAUAAUCUCAACACAGAAGAAAGACAUCAAACAGGAAAUCGAACUACUGAAAGCUUGCCAAGACUGCCCCUACAUCAUAACACUUCACGAAGUCGUACAGGAUUCGGCAUUCACGUACAUAGUAACCGAGCUAGCCACGGGCGGGGAACUGCUCGCCCAUAUCGGCCCGAGCGGCAUUGGCGAGCGAGUGGCGCGACGACUGUUAGCGCAACUAGCCUGCGCAGUCCGACACAUGCAGCGGCGGCGGGCUGUGCACCGCGACCUUAAACCAGAGAAUAUAAUGCUGACGACGUGUCGGCUGCACGAGGCCAAGGUGAAGGUGGUGGACUUCGGGUUCGCGCGCCGCACGCCCGAGUGCGAGGAGCGCUCGCGCAUGAUGACGCCGUGCUUCAGCCUGCCGUACGCGGCGCCGGAAGUGGUGGCGCGCGCGCGCUCGGGCGCCGCGCCGGGCUACAGCGCCAGCUGCGACAUGUGGAGCCUCGGCGUCAUCUUCUACUGCAUGUUGUGCGGCAAGGCGCCUUUCCAGCCAGCGUCCAAGAAGGAACCCAUCACUUCGUACAUGGACCGCAUCCGACAAGGCAGCUUCUCUAUGGACGGUCCGGUAUGGGAGGCCGUGUCGAGCGACAGCAAGCGCCUGGUCGCCUCCUUACUUACUCGCGAGCCCGCGCGCCGCCCGUUGCCUGAGGAUGUCCUGACCGCGCUCGGCGUGCACACAGACCAGGGCAGCUUCAAACUCGCCGACAUGACCAAAGCCGAACUGUACAAACGCCGAAGCAAGAACAAGCAACGAUCGUCCUCCGAGACGGCCGCCAGCGACGCCCCCGAGUCCGAGUUGAUACACACCAUCAACACGAUCAAGAGCAGAGACAACACCUCCAUUGAAAAUGAUGUGGAACUGAUCAAAGCUAACACUCUGGAUACGCCCGUGGCGGAGGAAGGCAGUAAUGAGGAUACAGAUGAGGUACCGAGCGUCAAACCCGUAGAAAAAACAUACUCCAAAUCCCGAUCAAAACUAGACGAUUACAUCUAUAUCGAGAGCAGCCAAGGUCUCGACGGCACAGAAGUCGCUUUCCCCAAAACUAGUCGCGCCAAGAAAGCCAAGGAGUCCACCUCCCCAGUACCCAGGAAACGUAGAAAAGUAGACAAACCCGAACCUAAACCUAAAGAAACAACAAAUACUAGGACGCUGCGUAGCAAGGAAAAACCUAAGGAAAAACCAAGCCCUAGCAGACCUAAAGAAUCUAUAGAGAACGAGAAAGCAGUCACAAGGGUCACUAGGAAACGGAAAUACGAUGAGAUGGCCAGUUCGAAACCGGUGCUUAGGGAAAAAGGACAGAAUGGGAGACAAUCUAAAAAUAGCGUGGAAAAAGAGGCUACUAGAAAAGUCGCGCGGCGGAAGAAGCUAGCACCCUUAAAAAUAGACGUUCAGCCAACUAACGUUCGCAUGACACGCUCCAGAAUGAGACGGCUAGAGGUCAGUCUGUCCCCCUCUCAGGUCAAAACCAUCGUGCCGGCUUUCUCGUUCGAGUCGGACAAGAGAGUUGAUUCGUCGGAAAGUAACUCUACUAAAAAGACGCGUAAGGCCAAAGCGAGUAAAGGUAAGACUACCGUCCGAGCUACGCGCUCCCGAGCCAACAGGAGGUGAAUGUUGGAUGCUAUAGGUACACGCUAAACU